Hirsutella rhossiliensis is the source of this 159-nucleotide messenger RNA. RefSeq lists its product as uncharacterized. NCBI's taxonomy places the organism in Eukaryota, Fungi, Ascomycota, Sordariomycetes, Hypocreales, Ophiocordycipitaceae. The transcript has a single exon. The record is from RefSeq and is a predicted model, not a curated record. The coding region runs from base 1 to 159 and encodes 52 amino acids.
AUGGACCUACGAUUUAUCCUCAACGAGCCUGCCGAAGAGCCUGCCGAACAGCCUGCCGAACAGCCUGCCGAACAGCCUGCCGAACAGCCUGCCGAACAGCCUGCCGAACAGCCUGCCGAACAGCCUGCCGAACAGCCUGCCGAACAGCCUACCGAAUAG